This is a messenger RNA of Mya arenaria, 2927 nucleotides long. Its product is annotated as anhydro-N-acetylmuramic acid kinase-like. Gene Ontology annotation, biological process: peptidoglycan turnover; amino sugar metabolic process. The coding region runs from base 896 to 2041 and encodes 381 amino acids. The record is from RefSeq and is a predicted model, not a curated record. Gene Ontology annotation, molecular function: phosphotransferase activity, alcohol group as acceptor; ATP binding. The transcript is spliced from 2 exons. Lineage: Eukaryota; Metazoa; Mollusca; Bivalvia; Myida; Myidae.
GAAAACAAGCAUAAUCUCCGUUCCAGCUGGGGGUUUGUCACAAUUAAUUCAUCACUUGUCAGCACUCUGGAAUUUCUGGAAAUGAAGUUUGCUAUAAUAAUUAUACGCUGUAGCAAAAGUGAUUUCAUACGUAAUAAGUAUUCAUCCAUGUUGUCGAUGAAUAGGAUUAUUACCAACAACGUAAUAAAGUGUAAGAUAGACGUGGAUAUAAACUUGACAGUGGGAAUAAGUUAAGAUGAAUAUCUGAUAUUUUAAGAAUACUUAAGACGCGUUUCAGUAAAUAAUGUCGAGCUAUAAGAAAAGAAAAUACGACUACAUCGUUGUCAUAUUGCCUUUUAUAUAAUUGUGGCUAUGCUAGUUGAGUAUGGAAAAACAGAACUUCCACUCGUAUUGAAUUACAGACCCUGACAUACUUUUAUACUUUUAUCAGUUAGACAUUUGAAGUACCGAAAUUAAAUACGUAGAUACGACAUACUCUGAUACUAGUAUACAUGUUCUUGACUGAAUGUCACAUACAAUCACGGUGAGUAUUUGUGCAAUACUAUUCAGGUGAAGGAUAUUUGAGAUUGGAAGAAACGUGGCAUGAUACAUAAAAAACUUAUGUCCUGUUAGUCGUGCAUAAAAAGUGUUAACGCUUGUGAAUACGAACAAAAAUCAGUGCUUUAAAUUUCAAGUAUAUUGGAUAUGCCGUCUUAAAUGGAGAACAAAUGAAAUUCAAGGGGCUAAAUCGGAGAGGGAUAAAGUAGGCUUGCUUCCGUUAAACACCUGAUUAAAGUGAGCAAAACUAGUUUAAACAUGUGAUCUACUCGUUACGUUUUACUUGCGGGGCAUUCUUGUUAUUCACUUUUAAAUAGCGCGGCUUGCUACACUGAUGAAGUGAACGAUUAACCCGGUCAUGGCUUCCUUUGUUGGUGUUGGAUGUAUGUCGGGGUCGUCGAUGGACGGCUUGGAUAUUUGUUGCGUGGAAUUUACGGGCGAUAUUUUCACUGACCUGUGGGGCUACCGCAUCCUUGCGGCCGAAACCGUUGCUUACUCUAAGCAAUGGUCAGAACGCUUGCGUGACGCAGAUAACCUUUCUGGUAUUGAAUUGAUCAGAUUGCAUGUUGAUUACGGACGAUUUCAAGGUAAAUGCGUGUCGACGUUUAUCACAAAGCACCGUUUAAAUGAACGCGUGCAGUUCGUGGCAUCACAUGGACAUACAGUAUUUCAUAAGCCGCAGGAGGGCAUUUCCUUCCAACUCGGAGACGGCGAGGUUACAGCGGCGAUGCUCAAGGUGCCAUUCGUCUGCAAUUUCCGAGCCAAAGACGUAACCAUUGGUGGACAGGGUGCACCAUUAGUGCCCUGCGGAGAAAAAUACCUGUUUAGAAACAGUGACAUCUGUAUCAAUCUUGGUGGCAUUGCAAACAUUGGCAUUAAAGGGAUGCGUGGUUAUGACAUUUGUCCGUGCAACAGAAUAUUGAAUAGUCUGGUGUUGGAGAAAGGCGGCGGGCAACAGUAUGACAAGGACGGUGAUCUGGCGCGUUCAGGUGACAUGGUACCGGAAGUGCUUGUGAAGCUUCAGAACCUUUCCUACUACCAACAAGACCCACCGAAGUCACUUUGGGUCGACUAUAUUGAGGAGAACGUGUUGCCAAUAUUAGAUUGCAACAAAUACAAAGUCGAAAACCUCUUGCGAACAUGCACAGAGCACGUUGCGUCCAUGGUAGCAGAUGCUUGCUUCGAGGCCAAGCCAUCCAUAGCAACAACUUCCCACCAUCCGAAUAGGACAGUCCUGAUAACGGGAGGAGGGGCGUUGAACAAAUACCUUGUUGAACUGAUUGGCCAAUAUCUGGAUGCGCAAGGCUUCGAAAUCGAGCAAGUCGACGAAGAAACGAUUAAUUUCAAAGAGGCUCUGAUUUUCGCGUUCCUUGGCAUGCGCUGCUUGCUCGGUGAAGACAAUGUGUUCAGCGAGACUACAGGCGCCCGCCAGGACUCGGUAUCUGGCAGCAUUCACAGACCGCUGUCAAGUGGAAGUGCCAAGCAUAUUAGUUUAUUACACUGAAUUGUUGACAUUGCUAAAUUGACUAAAUGAUUUAAAGCGGGUGUUCAGUGUCCUGCCGAGUUGUGGUUGUAAAGGCAUUCUAGUAUUAUUGCUGCCAAGGUCGCAUCUGUUAGUUUAUUAUAAAUUACAGGGUUCGUAGGUGACCUGACAUGGGAUAUACGGGGCAAUGGAAAUUAUAUCGGGUGAGAGUGAAGCUCGAACAAGAACAUGGUUCCCUGCGCCCCGUAUAUCCCAUAUCGGGCCACCUACUAACCCCGUAACGUAUAUAUCACGUCGACAACCCGUUUACAUGUUUAUAUGUUUCAUCAAUUCAUCGAAAUCGGAAAAUAGACGCCAUUUUGGUACGAUAUAAAUUUGGUAACAUGCAAAAAUAUGGGGUCACCACGUGACCAGUCCUAGACUAUUGGCAAUUCGUCAUUUAUGUUGGAGGCGUAAUAUACCGCAAUAUAGAUGACACGAGCAUUAUGCAUGAAAAAGAAAUCAUAAACAUCAACUGCGCAAUUUGUUUUUGCCAGACUGUUUUUCUGUUUGUUUGUUCAGUAACCUUGCAAUGCCAAUCAUCACAACGCACAGUGUGAGUUUGUCUAAAUGUACAUUCGACUUUCAACAUUUACCGCUCGAUCACUGACCUUUAUGAAGUAAUGCAAACAUGCGACACAUCAGACUAACUGGAGAUUAACAUGUCAAGGUGAUAAGUAACCAUGUGUUGAACAAGUGAUUGUGUCAGCGUUUCUUCAAUGUUAUUGGUGUAAAGUCCUUGAAACAUUAUGUCUUUGGCAUUUAAUCAUGAUGAAAUAUAUUAAACCAACCACUACAUAUGUGUAUGUACAGGUAUGGCUACGUAUUACUGCGUAUUAAAUGAUUACAAAACAUAUCGUGAGAGAUC